Molecule: messenger RNA, 468 nt
Organism: Guyanagaster necrorhizus
Lineage: Eukaryota; Fungi; Basidiomycota; Agaricomycetes; Agaricales; Physalacriaceae
Exons: 3
Coding region: 1-468 (155 amino acids)
Source: RefSeq, a predicted model, not a curated record
AUGAGCAACGCUUGCAUCCAGGCACAUUUACCUGUGUUUGUGCCUGUCACGCCGUCACGCCACAGGAACAUUCAUCCGUUUAUGGUGCAUUUUCACUCCGCCACAUCGUUCUCGCGUUGUCACAGCCGCUCUGUAGCCUCACAAGGCCUCAUUAAAGUCAUCUCGGGAAAAAAGGCGUCCUUUUACCCAGGCUGUUCCCCUUCCAGAGUCUUCCCAGGGAUCGCCAGCCGUGGCAGCUUUCCUGAUCCUUUGACACAGGAGGUGCCUCCUUAUUAUUCCUCUGUCCGGCUCCCACGCAAAAUCAAGAACCAUUGCGAAUAUGUUUUCUCAAUAAUAACGGUCCUUCGGACAUCUGCCGAAUUUCCCCGGCUAUUCUCCAUGUUUUCGGUAGCCAUCACAAGCGCCGCCAACCCGCGAUCUGCGCGCCUAGAAACGUCAUGUCCAACCCGGGCUCAGCGGCGGAGCUGA